CAUACAAUUUAUUCUCUCUCUAUCAAUUUAUUUUACAUGGUAUUAGAGCAGGUUUAGAACCUAGUAUUUUUCACUUCACCGGCGGGCGGCAACCUCAUCUUAGCCGUCCGCCGGACCUCAAUCUAUUCCGCUUAUUUUCUACACUCCGGUGAGGAAGUCUCACACAUCCACUGCAGAUCUACUCACCUGGUCUGAACAAAAGGACACCUUGUUCAGGGUAUAAAUUAAAGGAGAUGACUGGUAGCUCCAUUUUUGCUGCUGAUGCAGAAAAUGGGGCACUAGAAUCUGAUGUGAACCCUACUCCAAAUAACCAAACUGGGUUACGUAUGUACCAGCAAGCGGUCGCUGGACUCAGUCACAUCUCCUUUGGUGAAGAAGAAAGUGUUUCUCUCAAGAAGCCAACUGCACUGCAUGAGGUGUCAAAGCAGCGUGAGUUGAGUGGGACGCUAGAAAGUGAAUCGGAGGCCAAGUUGAAGAAGCAACUUUCUGAUGCUAAGUGCAAGGAACUUAGUGGGAAUGACAUCUUUGCUCCGCCUCCUGAACUUCAACCACGGCUGUUGGCAGCUCGAGCUUUGGCCUUAAGAGAAAGCAUAGAAAUUGGCGAACCUGCACCACGUAACAUACGCACAUCUGUCAAAGUUUCUAAUCCCGCUGGAGGUCAGAGCAGUGACUUGUUUAAUGAGGAGCCCAUAAUCAAGCCAGCAAAGAAGAUUCCCAACCAGAAAUUUGCAGAGCUGAAUGGUAAUCACAUUUUCAAAGGAGAUGCUCCACCAACAUCUGCUGAGAGAUCACUGAGUUCAGCUAAGCUGCGAGCAAUGAGUGGCCACAUAUUUUUGCUGAUGGGCAGGUAGAAUCUCGAGACUACUUUGGCGGGGUUCGUAAGCCUCCUGGUGGCAGCAGCAUCAUUGCCCAAAUCCUCUCUUUCUCGGAGGCAACCCAGAAACACACCACAGAAUCAUUAUUAUGCUUCCCA
Messenger RNA from Camellia sinensis, 973 nucleotides. RefSeq lists its product as uncharacterized. The record is from RefSeq and is a predicted model, not a curated record. NCBI's taxonomy places the organism in Eukaryota, Viridiplantae, Streptophyta, Magnoliopsida, Ericales, Theaceae.